AUGCCAGGUUCGAACCGUGAAGAAGAGGACCGCUCACGGCUUGUCGGCUUCGAGAUCGAGAUUUUCAAACUCCUCCGGAGGGAGGCAACUCCGGAGCAGUGGAAGGAGUGGCUUCGAGCACCUCUGGAGCAUGCCGCGGCCGAGGGGAACUUGGAUCUAUUCACACGGCUGAUGGACGCUGGUGCCAACACGGAAGCAGGCUGGCGGGGAUGUCAUGGCCGAACACUGCUGGGUGCGGCUGCACUUGGUAGGAGUGAGAAGAUGAUACGCACCCUGCUCACCGCGGGGGCGACGGAUGACGUGAACGUCCUCUUCGGGGGUGAAAGCGAGUCCGCUCUCCACGUUGCAGCAGCGCGGGGUGCUGACGACACAUGCAGGGCGCUCAUGAUCGCUGGAGCAGACCCGAAUGUGCGUGACCGGGUGGGUCGUAGUCCGCUCCACGUCGCUGCCGAAGCUGGGCACCACCGAGUUGCAGGUAGCCUUCUUCUGAACAAGUCCGAUGUAGACGCGAGGACGGCUUAUCGGGAGACUCCUCUGCACCUGGCUGAUUCCGAGGGCCAAGCGCUGUGCAUUUCUGAGCUUCUGCUGGGCGGUGCAGACAAGGAUGUGGUCGAUGGUUACGGUCAAACGCCACUGUUCAGGGCGGCAACAAACAACCACCCCAAGGCUGUCGAAGAGCUUCUAGCUGCUGGUGCCAACUGUGGCCUGCGUAGUAUGUGUACCAACGGCAGCCGUUGUUCUCCGCUCGAGAUUGCUGCAGGCAGAGGUCACGCGGACGUCUUGAAGGCCUUGCUAGACAAACGCAGUAGUGAAGUCGACACCGCCAAUGAUCUCGGGUGGGCGGCUUUACACUAUGUUGCUUCUUUCGAUGAAACUGUUCGCGACAAAGGUGAUGCUGUGCGUGUACUGUUGGGAGCUGGGGCUGAUGUCAACGUGAAGGGCACCAACGACUCCUGCGCCACGCCGCUCCAUCUUGCCGUGAAUCGUUGGAUGACAUCUACCGGCACGAUUUGCGCCCUGUUGGAGGGAGGGGCCAAUAUCAAUGCGCGCACUGCAGGCGACGAUACGCCACUGCACAUAGCUUGCACGCGUUUGAGAGGUAGUGUCGUGGAGCUUUUACUGCGUUGGGGAGCAGAUGAGAAGCUCCCGAACAACGAUGGAGACACACCCGCAGACGUGGUAGGAGUGUUGGAACAGAAUGACCUUGACGACGAAGAACGCGAGGCCGACAACCAGCGCAUACACCGAAUGUUGGCGCGCGCUCCAGCCGACAGGUCAUGGCGUCGCCGCGGCUGGCUGGUGCUGAGCCGCUCCUGCCCGACCAGGGUGCACAUUGCAAACGGCAGCAGCAGCAGCAGCAGCAUAAGCAGAAUCAACGGUAACUCCGCCAAGGUGGCGAGGGUCAGUGGCCAGGGUUCAAGUCGGGAUGAUGAGGAGACGGAAGACCAGAUGAUGGUGGACUUGAGGGAUCUGGUGGGCAGGCUGGUCGGACUGGAGGCAGAAGGCUUGUUCCGCUUGGUGGUGGGCUUUCUGUGA
This is a messenger RNA of Ectocarpus siliculosus, 1536 nucleotides long. The record is from the annotation of a GenBank genome assembly. NCBI's taxonomy places the organism in Eukaryota, Phaeophyceae, Ectocarpales, Ectocarpaceae.